Messenger RNA from Vicia faba (fava bean), 1410 nucleotides. Lineage: Eukaryota; Viridiplantae; Streptophyta; Magnoliopsida; Fabales; Fabaceae. The record is from the annotation of a GenBank genome assembly.
AUGACUAUUAACGAGGGAGUGACAAAAGAAACUGAAUGGAGAAUCAAAGUAGAUGGUGUCAUAUGGAAAAGAGGUGAAAUCUCUUGCAUCAUGUGGACAUUCAUAGCAAGUCUUUAUUUCAAGUUGUGUGAAUUUAUUAAGAAAUCUUGGGAAAUUGGUGUGAAUGAUCCAAGAAAAUUCAUCCAUUGUGUCAAGGUGGGAAUAACACUUACAGUUGUUUCACUAUUCUACUAUCUAAACCCUUUGUAUGAUGGAGUUGGAGGAAAUGCUAUGUGGGCAGUAAUGACUGUUGUUGUAGUCUUUGAAUAUACUGCUGGUUCUACAAUAUAUAAAGGUAUAAAUAGAAUAUGUGGAACUACACUUGCUGGUCUUCUAGCCUUUGGUGUACAUUGGGUUGCUAGUAAAGCUGGAGAGAAAAUUGAACUCAUAAUUGUUGGAGUCUUCCUCUUUCUAAUAGCUUCUGUAGCUACAUUCUCAAGAUUUAUACCAAUCAUAAAGGCUCGUUCUGAUUAUGGUGUCAUGAUAUUUAUCCUAACUUUCAGUUUGGUUUCGAUAUCGGGUUAUAGAAUUGAUGAAUUGUUUGAUAUUGCAAAAUCAAGAAUUUCAACAAUCAUAAUUGGCACUUCAUUGUGCAUAAUAGUUUGUUUGAUUAUUCGACCGGUUUGGGCUGGUCUAGAUCUAUAUGUUUUAGUUAUCGGAAAUCUCAACAAACUUGCUGACUCUUUUCAAGGUUGUGUGGCUCAAUAUUUUGAAGAACAAACAAGUGAUGAGGAGUCUAACAAAAAAAUGAUGGCUUACAAAAGUGUAUUAAACUCCAAAGUCACAGAAGAAACAAUGGCUAAUUUUGCUAGAUGGGAACCUCCACAUGGAAAAUUCAAUUUCCGCCACCCAUGGAAACAAUAUCUUAAAAUUGGAGCCACAAUGCGUAGGUGUGCUUCAUGCAUAGAAGCUCUUAAUGGUUGCAUAAAUUCAGAAAACAAGACAUCAUAUGACAUAAAGAAAAUCAUGAGUGCAGCAUCUAUGAAAGUAGGUGCCAACAGUGCAAGUGUCUUAAGAGAGUUGGCAAUUACAAUCAAAACUAUGACAAAGUCAAAUAAGCUUGAUAUUUUGGUGAUAGAAAUGAAUAAUGGUGCACAAGAGCUUCAAAAAUUAUUAAAAUGUUAUGAUGAUGGAAAAAUUGAAAUCCCAAUAAUGGAAAUUAUUGAAGUGGUGAGUGUGGUUUCUUUGCUUGAUGAAAUUGUAGUCCGUGUGAAAGACAUUGUGAAAUGUGUUGAAGAAUUGUCGGAUUUGGCAAAAUUUAAACCUGCAGUAUUGGCCAAGUGUAACAAAUCCAAACCAGCAGACAAUAAGAUCUCUCCGGAAGACCAAAAUGAUGACGAAAGAAUAAUCAAGACACUCCAAAUUGUUUGA